Molecule: messenger RNA, 1737 nt
Organism: Hevea brasiliensis (rubber tree)
Lineage: Eukaryota; Viridiplantae; Streptophyta; Magnoliopsida; Malpighiales; Euphorbiaceae
Product: arogenate dehydratase 3
Exons: 1
Coding region: 190-1479 (429 amino acids)
Biological process (GO): L-phenylalanine biosynthetic process
Cellular component (GO): chloroplast; cytoplasm
Molecular function (GO): prephenate dehydratase activity; arogenate dehydratase activity
Source: RefSeq, a predicted model, not a curated record
CGCUCAAGCACUGCACAUAUAAAACCCCCAUUGCAUCUCUCUUUCUUCUCAGCUUGACGUUCCCUUCUGUAGAGAACACCAAGCUGAAAACAAAAACAUCUCCUAUCAUCUCUAUUUUUUUUUUCUUUUUUUAGUUUUCGUUUCUUCUUUCUCUUAUUAGAUUUAAGCACAACAAGAACAUAAACAACUAUGAUGCAGGCUAUCUCCCCUCCAUCUCCCCUCAAGUUAUUAGUCCCAACUCGGCCUCGACUCGCUCCAGUCACCCCCAAUAAACUCAUUCUUCAUUGCAUCUAUCGAUCGGAUUCUGUCCAAUUGCCUAAUGGAGUUGGCUCCAGUCGAGCUGAUUGGCAAAGCUCUUGCGCCAUAUUAGCGAGCAAAGUCGUUUCCCAAGAGCAACCUACUGAUAAAUCUAGUGAAGAUUCACGUGGUGCUGAUCAUGUUGCUGCUGUGAACGGGCACAAGGCCUCUAUUGAUCUUGGUUUAGUCCCUCUUAACAAAGGUUCUAGUGAUGGCCACUCCAAUAACAAAAAGCCAACGAAGUCGUUAAGUAUCACCGACCUCUCACCGGCUCCUAUGCACGGCUCUCAGCUCCGUGUUGCUUAUCAAGGGGUUCCCGGCGCAUAUUCGGAGGCUGCAGCAGGAAAAGCUUAUCCAAACUGUGAAGCCAUCCCAUGUGAUCAAUUUGACGUGGUUUUCCAGGCGGUGGAGCUUUGGAUAGCAGAUCGUGCAGUUUUACCAGCUGAGAAUUCUCUAGGUGGAUCAAUUCAUAGAAAUUAUGAUUUGCUCCUUCGCCACAACCUCCACAUCGUCGGUGAAGUACAAUUUCCAGUCCACCAUUGUCUCUUAGCCCUACCCGGUGUCCGUAAGGAGUAUAUUACUCGAGUGAUCUCUCACCCUCAAGCACUUGCACAAUGUGAGCUAACGCUCACUGAACUCGGGCUGCAUGCUGUCCGGGAGGCAGUAGAUGACACGGCUGGCGCUGCAGAGUACAUAGCCUCUAACAAUCUCCGCAACACGGCAGCCAUAGCCAGUGCACGCGCGGCAGAGCUGUACGGACUGCAAAUACUAGCCGAUGGUAUCCAGGACGAUAAAAGCAACGUUACGCGAUUCUUGAUGUUGGCUCGUGAGCCAAUAAUCCCUCGCACGGACCGUCCAUUCAAGACAAGCAUCGUGUUCGCACACGAUAAGGGGACGAGCGUGCUUUUCAAGGUGCUAUCAGCGUUCGCAUUCCGCAACAUCAACUUGACGAAGAUCGAGUCACGGCCACACCGAGAUUGCCCGAUCAGGCUAGUGGACGAUGCAAGUGCCGGGACGGCAAAGCACUUUGAGUACAUGUUUUACUUGGAUUUUGAAGCGUCGAUGGCAGAAGUUAGGGCACAGAAUGCAUUGGCAGAGGUGCAGGAGUUCACUUCUUUCUUAAGGGUGUUGGGGAGCUAUCCUAUGGACAUGACUCCUUGGUGCCCUUCAAGGAGUGAUUGACAAAACCCACCAAUAAAAUAUUACAAAAAAAGCCCUUAAAAGUGUUAUUAUUUGCACAAGAAAGGGCUAUUAUUUUAUUUCUUUUGCAAUCUUUUUUAUAUUAAUUCAAAGUAAAUAUUAAAAAUAGUUGUGGAUGCAAUGUCUAAGAAUGUGAAUACCAUUUGGUAUACUCAAUCCUUUCCUUAGUAUGCUAUGCCAAAUUAUUAGGGGCAUUUAUGUGUAUGCAUAUUUUACUAAUAAAAGUUUCAGGUUUUUAAA